AUGGAUUUUCCGACCGACGUGGCGGAGUUUGAUAGCGAUCCGCGCAUCUCGUUCUCGAAACUGGACAACAGCUUCCUACUGGAGACAAGCGAUGGUCGCGAGUUCUUGUUCAACAGUAUUCUGAAGAGAUGGGUUGAGACGAUCGACGAGGCGCUCAUCCGCAAGCAGCAGGGGUACGGCUCAGACGACGGCGAAACUGAAAUCGUUCAUCCGCGUGACCGUAAGAAGCGAAAGAACUCUCAUGACGGGACCGAUGAACCCAAGGUAAAGAAGCCCCGUGUGAACACCGCUGUGUGGGUUACCAAGAUUCCCCUUGACGCCGAGUUGUCUGAGAUUCAAGACCUGUUUUCGAAGUAUGGAAUCCUCGCAGAGGAACUGGACACCGGAAAGCCACGGAUUAAAAUGUACACCGACGAAAAUGGCAACUUCAAUGGCGAGGCUUUGGUUGUGUACUUCCGACCGGAGUCAGUCAAGCUCGCGAUUGACUGUCUCGACGAGACGGACUUCCGACUAGGUCCCCACAACCCAGCUGGACCGAUGCGCGUUCAGACGGCCGACUUUUCGUACAAACGUGAAAAGGAUGUGGAGCCGAAGGUUACCAUGACUGCGAAAGAAAAGAAGAAGCUCAAGGAGCGUGCGGAGCGAUUGAACAAGAAACUUUCCGACUGGGGUGAUGAUGAGGCCGAGCAGACCUUAAAGGCGAUUAAGGCUGCCGAGGAGGCUACACGACAUGUGAUUCUGAAACAUAUGUUUACACGGGAAGAACUGGAGGAAGAUCCGCUCGCCAGUAUUGAGAUUCACGAUGACAUUCUCAGCGAGUGCUCUAAGAUUGGUGACGUGGCCAAAGUCGUGGUCUGGGACGGAGAAGCUGAUGGGGUUGUUACUGUUCGAUUUGUCUCAACCGCGGACGCACGUCGCUGUGUCAAGACCAUGAACGGGCGCUACUUCGGAGGCAAUACUGUUGUUGCUUACAUCUGGGAUGGAGAUGAGAAGUUUAACAAGCACAACCCCCGACGAGACGCAGGGGGCAAUACGGCGAACCCUCUGGAUGCAGACGAUGAGGAGAACGAGCGCCUUGAGCGGUUUGGAGAUUGGCUGGAAAGCGGCGCAAACCAGAAGACCGACAAGAACCAGGAAAUCGCCAAUGACAAGACUGCCAAGGAGGAGGCAGAUGAGGGCCAGGAAACUGGCACGAACUAG
Messenger RNA from Penicillium crustosum, 1200 nucleotides. RefSeq names its product U2 snRNP complex subunit CUS2. Gene Ontology annotation, molecular function: RNA binding. The transcript has 6 exons. The record is from RefSeq and is a predicted model, not a curated record. Bases 1 to 1200 code for a protein of 399 amino acids. Gene Ontology annotation, cellular component: U2 snRNP; U2-type spliceosomal complex. Gene Ontology annotation, biological process: mRNA splicing, via spliceosome. NCBI's taxonomy places the organism in Eukaryota, Fungi, Ascomycota, Eurotiomycetes, Eurotiales, Aspergillaceae.